GCUCGGCCAGGGCUGAGCGGGUCCGCAGCGCGCAGGCGCAGUCGGCCUGCGCGCUUUUCGGAAGCCGCCAGCGUGUGGGGGUCCGGGCGGCGCGGCGCGGAGGGGCCGGGCCGGGCGGAAGCGACAGGCGCGGGCAGGCCAACGCGGGCCCAGACCCUCCGGGGCGGCGGCGGGGCCUGGCGGCGGAGGGGCGGCGGCCGGAGCGGUCCUCGCAGGGGCGUGCCCUCCCGUGCUCUCAGGUGAGGCCCAGGACUCGGCAGUGACAGAGGCUUGCUUGAGCUCAUUCCUGUGUUUUCCUUGGAGACCAGACUUCAACCCCAGGCUUGGCUCGAACCUGUACCAUGCAGGCUCCGAGCUCCCGGGCCGUGCACCUGAGCGAGUGGCGGAAGAACUACUUUGUGGUCACGUCCGGCACAUGCCCGGCGGCGCAGAAGGCAGAGGCCUACCGGGCACAGGUGCUGCGCGUCCAGUACGCAUGCGCCAGCUCCGAGAUCUCCCCGGUCUGCGCCUCCAGGCUGUUCAGAAAGUACGCAGAGAAGUACUCGGCCAUCGUCGAUUCUGACAACGCUGAAACCGGCUUGAAUAACUACGCAGAGAGCGUCUUAACUUUAGCGAGGUGCCAGCAGGCGGACAGUGGCCAGUGGCAGUCGGGCCUGUCGGUGAGCAGUGUCUUCCAGAUGCCCAGCGUGCAGGCGAUGAUGCGGGCGGGCGAGGAGCUCCGCGGCUCCCUGCUGGGCGCGGCUGACCCUUCGGCGGUGAUCCCCGGCCGGGCCGUGGCCCCCAAGCCUCCCGCGGUUAGCGCUGGUGCUGGUUCUGGAGAGAGCGCCCCAUUGGCUAAGCCAGCUCACGGGCCAGGCUGGGCCCCGGGCGUCCCAGAGAGCCGUCCCUCGGGCCCUCUGAGUGCCCAGCCCCCUGUGGCGAGUAACGCCCCCAAGACGUGUCCCACGGCCUCCGCACCCUUUGGCAACUGGGCCACCCCGCUAUUUGGAAACGUCAGGAAGGAAACCGGCAGCACUCCCAAAGCCAGCCCGGGCCUGGGUCUGUUCCUGGCCCAGCAGCCUCUCGCCCCUCCCGGCAGUGACGGCCCCUGGGACAGGAGCACGUUCGACGGCGCUGGCCCUGCCGAUGCCCUUUCUGCCCCGGCCCCGAGCAGGGCCCUCAGGAAGACAGAGGGCAGCGGCCCCCGGGAGGAAGGUGGCCUGCCGACCUUCAAAACCGCAAAGGAGCAGCUGUGGGUGGAGCAGCAGAAAAAGCACCACCCUGCUGCCCGGGCGGCGGCGUCCUCCAGUGGCGGUGGCAAGAAGUGCCUGGGAGCCAGUCGGUCCCGAGGGAUUUUUGGGAAGUUUGUUCCUCCCGUACCUAAGCCAGAGGGGGGGGACGCGAACGGGGGGGUGCAGUACAAGCCCGACAGUGCCGGGCCCGCAGAGCCAGCGCCCCCCGUGGACGAGCGUCUGAAGAGCUUGGAGCCCAAGAUGAUCGAGCUGAUCAUGAGUGAGAUCAUGGACCAGGGGCCGCCGGUGACCUGGGACGACAUCGCGGGGGUGGAGUUCGCCAAGGCCACCAUCAAGGAGAUCGUCGUGUGGCCCAUGCUGAGGCCCGACAUCUUCACGGGCCUGCGGGGCCCGCCCAAGGGGAUCCUGCUCUUCGGGCCGCCUGGGACCGGGAAAACCCUCAUCGGCAAGUGCAUCGCCAGCCAGUCCGGGGCCACCUUCUUCAGCAUCUCCGCCUCCUCCCUGACCUCCAAGUGGGUGGGCGAGGGCGAGAAGAUGGUCCGCGCGCUGUUCGCCGUGGCGCGGUGCCAGCAGCCCGCGGUGAUCUUCAUCGACGAGAUCGACUCCCUGCUGUCCCAGCGGGCGGACGGCGAGCACGAGUCCUCUCGGAGGAUCAAGACCGAGUUCCUGGUGCAGCUGGACGGAGCCACCACGUCUUCCGAAGACCGCAUUCUAGUCGUGGGAGCAACCAACCGGCCUCAGGAAAUCGACGAGGCGGCCCGCAGGAGGCUGGUGAAGAGGCUCUACAUCCCGCUCCCGGAGGCCUCCGCCCGGAGGCAGAUAGUGACGCGCCUGAUGUCCCGGGAGCAGUGCUGCCUCCGCGAGGAGGAGCUGGAGCUGGUGGUGCAGCGCUCGGAGGGGUUCUCGGGCGCCGAUAUGACGCAACUGUGCCGGGAGGCGUCCCUCGGCCCCAUCCGCAGCUUACAGGCCGCCGACAUCGCCACCAUCACGGCCGACCAGGUCCCGCCCAUCGCUUACGGGGACUUCGAAAAGGCAUUCAGGACUGUGCGACCCAGCGUGUCUCCCACGGACUUGGAGCUUUACGAGAACUGGAACAGAACCUUCGGCUGUGGGAAGUGAGCAGGCCCCCCCAGUCAAAGAGGCACCGUGUGGCUCAGUCUUUCCCGGCCUUGAGCUCCGGACCCUGGGGAGUGUGUGUCCGGAACCCAGAACCGCAGGUGGAGCCAUUGCAGCUGACAGCCUGUGCUGCUAGAAGCCUGGUUUUCUUCCAGUUACUCCCUGAUGUGUACCUGGUCACACCCAACGUGAGGGUCUUGUUUCUAACACUUUUCUUUUCAGGGUGUAGUGAGCCCAGAUUGAAACACAGUCAGUCCUACGUAUAAACGAGGGUGUGUCACUUACACGUACCUUUUAUGGCUGGGCUGUGGUUACCUUUGAGACGGCGUGUUCCCUGUUGCUUAAGAGGGAAAGUGCCCUUUUUUACUUCGGGUUUUGACCUCUUGCUGUUGUCCUCUCUUCCCAAGACCUGCUAAUAAAACACGUUCACAGGGGGAAAGUGUGGCCCACUAGCAGAUGCACUGUGGGCUUGAAGGUGCAUGGUUUUCUAGGGCAGGUGUUGUCUGACUGUGUAUGACACUAGGUGACAGCGAGGUAUUGGUAUCUAAACACAUUUGCAGGUGUCUGAGGGCGCACUCUGCUGUACGAAUGGACACGUUCGCUGUGGAAGAAAGGACUGUGCCCUCCCCUCUGGGAAAGCACUGCAAACAGCUGGGUACAGUGCUUCCAGGUGUUUCCACAGCAUUCUCCCGUACCCUCUCUCCCGUACCCUCACUCUCUCCCGUACCCUCACUUCUCUCCCGUACCCUCACUCUCUCCCGUACCCUCACUUCUCUCUGUUUCCCAUUAGCAUUCACUCUCUCCCGUACCCUCACUUCUCUCCGUUUCCCGUUAGCAUUCAUUCUCUCCCGUACCCUCACUCUCUCCCGUACCCUCACUUCUCUCCCGUACCCUCACUUCUCUCCGUUUCCCGUUAGCAUUCAUUCUCUCCCGUACCCUCACUUCUCUCCCGUACCCUCACUUCUCUUCUGUACCCUCACUUCUCUCCUGUACCCUCACUUCUCUCCGUUUCCCUUUAGCAUUCAUUCUCUCCCGUACCCUCACUUCUCUCCGUUUCCCGUUAGCAUUCAUUCUCUCCCGUACCCUCACUUCUCUCCGUUUCCCAUUAGCAUUCACUCUCUCCCGUACCCUCACUUCUCUCCGUUUCCCGUUAGCAUUCAUUCUCUCCCGUACCCUCACUUCUCUCCGUUUCCCUUUAGCAUUCAUUCUCUCCCGUACCCUCACUUCUCUCCGUUUCCCUUUAGCAUUCAUUCUCUCCCGUACCCUCACUUCUCUCCGUUUCCCGUUAGCAUUCACUCUCUCCCGUACCCUCACUUCUCUCCGUUUCCCGUUAGCAUUCAUUCUCUCCCGUACCCUCACUUCUCUCCGUUUCCCGUUAGCAUUCACUCUCUCCCGUACCCUCACUUCUCUCCGUUUCCUGUUAGCAUUCAUCGGCAGCAUCUUUCCCUACACGGCCCUGGACUCCGUCGUGGUGACAGCCUCGGGAAGUCGGUCUUUGGAGUGCAGUGAGGGAAGGACAUUGGGCUGUGUUCCUUCUGUUCACUAUAAUUGAAACUAUGUUGACUGCCUACUCACUGAUCUUUCCUACUAGUCAGUAACCUCUGAGCCUGGAGCCAAAAGCAUCAAAAUGUGGAAUUAAACACUGGAAGUUA
Pipistrellus kuhlii (Kuhl's pipistrelle) is the source of this 4000-nucleotide messenger RNA. It is a transcript of the gene FIGNL1, whose product is annotated as fidgetin like 1. Gene Ontology annotation, molecular function: microtubule severing ATPase activity; ATP binding; ATP hydrolysis activity. Lineage: Eukaryota; Metazoa; Chordata; Mammalia; Chiroptera; Vespertilionidae. The record is from RefSeq and is a predicted model, not a curated record. The transcript has 3 exons. Bases 342 to 2351 code for a protein of 669 amino acids.